Molecule: messenger RNA, 2542 nt
Organism: Sinocyclocheilus rhinocerous
Lineage: Eukaryota; Metazoa; Chordata; Actinopteri; Cypriniformes; Cyprinidae
Gene: chadla
Product: chondroadherin-like a
Exons: 9
Coding region: 1-2415 (804 amino acids)
Biological process (GO): immune response; toll-like receptor signaling pathway
Cellular component (GO): plasma membrane
Molecular function (GO): protein binding; transmembrane signaling receptor activity
Source: RefSeq, a predicted model, not a curated record
AUGAGGCUGAUAGUAGCACGUCUGCUUCUGUUCUUAAUAACCUCUGUUCCUGCGGGUCAGACUGCGAAAUGCCCGCGCGUCUGCGUCUGCGACAACACAAAGCUCACUGUGACGUGUGUAGGGAAGAAUCUCACACAUAUUCCUCCUACUAUAAACGAGAUCACAGUGAAAUUGGACCUGAAGAGGAAUAAUCUUGGGGAACUGCCUAAAAAUGGGUUCAAACACACACCCUACCUGACCCACCUGAACCUGCAGGGAUGCAGUAUCCAGUCCGUCAGAGAGGGGGCGCUCCGGGGACUUUCACGUUUGGUGCAGCUUGACCUCACUAGCAACCAUAUUGACAUCCUCUACCAGGAAUCGUUUGACGGUUUAUCAUCACUGAAGCAGUUGUAUUUAGACCGGAACCGCAUUGAAGAGAUCCACCCUGGAGCGUUUGCUGCGUUAAACUCUGUAAACCUGCUCUCCCUCACUCAUAACCAGCUAGUCUACCUCCCCAACAUGGCAUUUCAGGGAAUGCUGAAUAUCCAGUGGUUGCGUUUGAGUCAUAACUCUCUAAAUAAUCUGGCGACGGAAGCCUUUGCUGGUCUUCUUGCACUCACACACUUAAACCUGGACCAUAAUGAACUCCAAUACUUUCCUACCAAAACUAUGACCAGAUUGGUGGAGUUGACUCACCUGGAUAUGAGUUUUAACCCCAUGACAUAUCUGGUGGAGGAGAGUGUGUCCAUGCCGAAACUCACACAUCUGUCUCUGCACCACAUGGCCCUGCAGGACCUGUCUGAAUCAGCUCUGUCUCUGUCCCCUCAUAUCUCUCACCUAGAUCUGAGCUACAACCAGCUCCCUUACAUACAGGCCCUCGAAAUGUCCUCGCAGCUCACCAGCCUUAACCUCACCGGGAACCCGAUCAGAUGUACAUGUUUACUGCAAGGGCUGAAGAUGUGGGCGCUGAGCUCAGGAAUCAAGCUCUAUGGGGCCUGUGCUUGGCCGCCACACCUCUCAGACGAACCUCUACAAAAUGUUCAAGAACAGGACCUCCGCUGCAGACCACAUGAUGAGCUGAGGCCGGAUGUGAUAGAAAAAGAAGGAAAAGAAGAAGAUGGAGUGCAAGAAAAGGCUGUGCCAACUGCCAAGCCAAAGAAAAAGAGCAAAUGCCCAAAGAAUUGCCAUUGUGAGGUUGCCGUUCAGCACGCUACAUGUGAGGACCGCGGCCACACUAAAGUGCCCACUGGUUUCCCGGGCAACACUCUUCUGCUUGACAUGCGUGGAAACCAUUUCCAUUAUCUCCCUAGCAACAGUUUCCCCGGCGUCCCAGAGGUGGUGUCUCUUCACCUGGACAGCUGUACGAUCCAUGAGAUCGAGGGUGGCGCCUUCCGGGGCAUGAAGGGGCUAAUGUAUCUCUACCUGUCUGACAACCAACUGUCCUCCUUGGACACAAAAACCUUUGAGGGUGCCCAUGAGAUCAUGUACCUUCACCUGGAAGGCAAUAAACUCACUCGGUUUCCUUCUUCAGAUACACUGGCUCACAUUCCCAAACUCCUCGAGCUGCAUCUGGAGAGAAACCUUCUAGCUAAACUAGAGCCUUCAGGGCUCCUUUCCCCGGUCCCUCAGCUGUCGGGCCUUUACCUCAAUAAUAACAUCAUCGCAUCCAUAGUGCCAAAAGCUCUGGAUCCGGUACCCAAGCUGGAUGUCCUUCAUCUUGAAGCUAAUGCGCUAACAGAAGUGCCGAGUGAUGCACUAGGCCACGCCCCUCUUUUGUCUGAGCUCCGCCUUUCAGGGAAUCCGAUUCGCUGGAUUGGGCCAAGAGCAUUUCGGGCGGUGGCUGAAAGUCUAAAGCACCUGCAUAUUGAUAGAAUGAGUCUUCAGAAGAUGAGCGCGAGGUCUCUGGCAGGGUUUGGUCCUGGUCUGUUGUCUUUGUCUCUGGAAGAGAAUCAGCUAGAGGAGUUGCCUGACCUUUCACCUCUUACUGGACUUCAAUACCUUACCCUUAACAAAAAUCCGUUAAUGUGUGACUGCAAAUUACUACCAUUUUACAGAUGGUUGAAAAAUUCGAGUCUGAGUGUUGAGGCUGUGUGCGGUUACCCCUCUGAGCUGCGAGGUCAGUCCGUGAUGGAGGCAGCCAUCUUUAAGAACUGUUCUGGAGAAAAUGCUCAUUCCUUCAACGAGACCUCCAUCUCUACCAAAGCCCCUACACCAAACAAACCCAUGCAGACCCCAAAGGCCCGACCUGCGCAAUCUGAACCUAAUCCUAAACCAGCGAAGCCCAAACUGACAGCGGCACCAAAGAAAAAUGAGUUUGAUGAACUCAAACCAGUGCGGGCCCUGAAAAAAAACAGGCCAAACAAGAAAAAAAGAGGAAGGCGACCAAGGAUUAAGUCAUCAAUAAAAAAAAGCCAUGGAGUUUUUGAUUUAAACUAAGUGGAUAAUGUGAUAUAUUUAUCAGGUGAACAAAUUUACUAUUUAGGUAAAGCUGAUAAAGACCAUAGUUGCUACUGUAUUCAGUCUUUACAUCCACUGUUCAUAAUUCUUGAAUGUGCAAUUUAUU